GACUCCCUGGAAGAAGAGCUCUUGUAUCUCAUUGGGACCUUCCUGGCAAAAUAAAGGAUACAUAAAUAACGGGCGAUCGGCUUUAGGACCCAGCUACGCGGCAGCCAGCAGACACCGGUUGAUGAGAUGGUCCACUCGGCGUUACACAUCUAAUUACCCGACAAAGAGCGGUUGUUUGCCCCGGACAGUCGGAGCUAAACUUACCGGGCGGUGGAGGCGGAAUACCAUAGCAAGAGAAGCGAGAGCAUUUUUCGCCGUCCUUGUCCGUCCGCGUCAACCCGCACCGUGGCAAGAAGACCCGUCGCUUGUCUCUCCGGCGACAAUCAUGAGCCAGAGGUUCACCGUCUCCAAGAGCGACGGCGACCGGCGCCCCUCCGACAUCCAGGGGGAGGUGAACCAGCUGUUUGAGGGAGACGAACCCCCGACCAGCAGCGAAGUGGACGGGGAGGACGCUGCAGGCACCGAGGUGGUGGUGGUGCUGAAAGGCGACAGUAACCCCAAGGAGAGCAGCCCCUUCAUCAACAGCAGUGACGCCGCCGCAGAGAAGAGCCAGCAGUAUGACGGCAAGCACAUGGCCUUGUUUGAGGAGGAGAUGGACACCAGCCCCAUGGUGUCAUCUCUUCUCAGCAGCCUGGCCAACUACUCCAACCUGCCCCAAGGUAGCAAGGAGCACGAGGAGGCCGAGAACAAUGAGGCUGAGUCAUCGCGCAAGAAACCCGUCAAGGCCCCCCAGCUCGGCACUCUGAUGGGCGUCUAUCUGCCGUGCAUCCAGAACAUCUUCGGAGUGAUCCUCUUCCUCAGGAUGACCUGGUUGGUGGGAAUCGGAGGUGUCAUUGGGACUUUCAUCAUUGUCUUCAUGUGCUGUGCCACAACUAUGCUGACUGCCAUCUCGAUGAGUGCCAUCGCUACCAAUGGAGUAGUGCCAGCUGGAGGCUCCUACUACAUGAUAUCCCGCUCGCUGGGCCCUGAGUUUGGGGGAGCAGUGGGGAUCUGUUUCUACCUGGGGACCACCUUCGCUGGAGCCAUGUACAUCCUCGGGGCCAUCGAGCUCCUCCUGAUCUACAUAGUUCCCAAAGCGGCCAUCUUUCCCCUGGAGGGGCUGGAAGGUGCCGAAGCGGAGGCUGCCCUGCUUAACAACAUGCGCGUGUACGGGACCAUCCUGUUGACCUCCAUGGCCACGGUGGUGUUUGUCGGCGUGAAGUACGUCAACAAGUUGGCCCUGGUGUUUCUGGCUUGCGUCAUUCUCUCCAUCCUGGCUGUCUACGCCGGGGUCAUCAAGACUGCCGUCGAUCCUCCCGACUUCCCUGUGUGUAUCUUGGGGAACCGCACUCUGGUGUGGAAGACCUUUGACGUGUGUGCCAAGACCAUUGAGACCGCUAAUGGGACGGUCACCACCCAGCUGUGGCGCAUGUUCUGUGAUUCACCUUUCCUUAAUGCUACCUGCGACAAGUUCUUCACUGCCAACAAUGUGACUCGGGUCCAGGGCAUCCCGGGGGUCACCAGUGGAAUCCUGGCAGAGAACCUGUUUGGGAACUACUACGAGAAGGGGGACCUGAUUGCCAGGAAGGAAAUGUACUCAGUGGAAGACCAGGACGAUCCUCUUACCAACGCUAACCGAUAUGUGCUGGCCGACAUCACCAGCUUCUUCACGCUGCUGGUUGGAAUCUACUUCCCCUCUGUGACAGGGAUCAUGGCUGGCUCCAACCGCUCCGGAGACCUGCGUGAUGCCCAGAAGUCUAUCCCAAUUGGAACCAUUGCGGCCAUCACCACCACCUCCACCGUCUACAUGUCCAGCGUGAUUCUGUUUGGUGCCUGCAUCGAGGGUGUGGUCCUCAGAGAUAAGUUCGGGGAGGGGGUGCACGGGAACCUGGUGAUCGGCACACUAGCUUGGCCGUCACCGUGGGUAAUCGUGAUUGGCUCCUUCUUCUCAACCUGCGGGGCAGGGCUGCAGAGUCUGACAGGAGCUCCUCGUCUCCUGCAGGCCAUUGCCAAAGACAGCAUCGUGCCCGCCCUUCGGAUCUUUGGCCACGGGAAGGCCAACGGAGAACCCACAUGGUCCCUCCUGCUGACAGCCUGUAUCUGCGAGAGCGGCAUCCUCAUUGCCUCCCUGGAUUCAGUGGCUCCCAUCCUCUCCAUGUUUUUCCUGAUGUGCUACAUGUUUGUGAACCUGGCCUGUGCCCUGCAGACACUGCUGAGGACUCCAAACUGGAGACCUCGCUUCAAGUUCUACCACUGGGCUCUAUCCUUCCUGGGGAUGAGCUUGUGUCUCACUCUCAUGUUCCUCUGCUCCUGGUACUACGCCAUCGUCGCCAUGGUAAUUGCCGGCUCUAUCUACAAGUAUAUCGAGUUCGCAGGUGCGGAGAAAGAGUGGGGUGAUGGGAUACGAGGUCUGUCUCUGAGCGCCGCGCGUUACGCUCUCAUGCGGCUGGAGGAAGGCCCCCCACACACCAAGAACUGGAGGCCUCAGUUGCUGGUACUGGUUAGUACAGACGCCGAGCAAAACGUGGAGCAGCCCCGUCUGCUUUCUCUGACCAACCAACUGAAGGCAGGAAAAGGUCUUACCAUUGUUGGGACAGCUCUAGAGGGCACCUACCUGGAGAACCAUGACCAGGCCCAUCGUGCGGAGCAGGCACUGCAUAAACUGAUGGAAACUGAGAAGGUGAAGGGCUUCUGUCAAGUGACCGUGUCCUCGAACCUGCGAGACGCUACAUCCCACCUACUACAGGCCAGCGGCCUGGGGGGCCUGAAACAUAACGCCGUGCUGGUCUCCUGGCCACGCAACUGGAAGCAGGGAGACGAGCACCAGACCUGGAGGAACUUCAUUGAGUUGGUCAGAGAAACCACGGCUGCUCACCUGGCUCUGCUCGUCCCAAAGAACAUCUCGGCCUUCCCGUCCAAUGGCGAGCGCUUCACCGAGGGUCACAUCGACGUGUGGUGGAUCGUCCAUGACGGAGGCAUGCUGAUGCUGCUGCCCUUCCUGCUCCGCCAGCACAAGGUUUGGAGGAAGUGCAAGAUGCGCAUCUUCACUGUGGCCCAGAUGGACGACAACAGCAUCCAGAUGAAAAAGGACCUGACCACAUUCCUCUACCAUCUCCGUAUUGAUGCUAUGGUGGAAGUUGUAGAAAUGCACGACAGCGACAUCUCAGCCUACACUUACGAGAAGACCCUGGUGAUGGAACAACGGUCACAGAUGCUUAAACAGAUCAACCUGACCAAGAAUGAGCGUGAGAGAGAGAUCCAGAGCAUCACUGAUUCAUCCCGUGGGUCUAUCCGCCGCAAGAACCCGGCCGCCGUGACCACCCAGCUGAGUGUGACCGAGGAUCCGCCAGCAGCCAGCAAGGAGGAGAAGCCCGAGGAAGAGGUCCAGCUCAUCCACGACAACACCACCCCGGCCAGCCCCGCCACCCCGGCUACCCCGCUGACCCCCACAGAGGGGGCUCAGAGCCCCGGGGACCAGAUCCAGAUGACCUGGACUGAGAAGUGUGACGGGGAGCCCGCUAAGCCGCCCGGCGCAGCCACACCGGAGGGCAUCAAAGACAUCUUCAACAUGAAGCCGAACCAGUCCAAUGUGCGACGUAUGCACACAGCGCUCCGGCUGAAUGAGGUCAUCAUCAAAAAGUCCUCAGAGGCCAAGCUAGUCCUCCUCAACAUGCCCGGGCCACCCAAGAACCGGACAGGUGACGAGAACUACAUGGAGUUCCUCGAGGUCCUCACUGAGGGCCUAAACCGGGUCCUCCUGGUCCGCGGAGGCGGCCGCGAGGUCAUCACUAUCUACUCCUGAGAGAGCAGCCCCCCUCCUCCACCUCCACCCCCUCCACCUUUCCCUCAGCCCCGUCGUCACCUGUGCUCCCUCCCUCUCAUCGAGCCUGCUUCAUCCUCAUGUCGCCCCUUACCGUUUAUUUCUGUAAGAUAGCCUAACCCUCUCACGCCCAACCGAUAGCUCCGCUCAGCUUCAGCACCUCCCCCUCCGCUCCAUCCCCGGCGGACCAACGAGCUGUAUCUCAUGCUCUGCUACUAAACCUUUCAUUUUAGUCUCAUAAGCUACUAUAUCUAUUGUAGGCUCUAGACGAAUUUAGAUGCUGUUUAGAUUUGUUCUUAAAGAGACUUUUAUUUCUUUGCUAGUCUGUAAUCUACUGUAGUAACUCGCAUUGAGUUGGAGUCAGUAAGAAGGAGGUGGUGGUGGUGGGUGUGGGUUGUUAGCUGAGGUGUGAGCGCACAUGCAUGCAUGUGUCUGUCUUUGUUUUAAUCUCUGCAGUUUUUCUCCUUUUUUUUUUCUUUUUUCUUUCUCCUCUUCUUACAAGUGUGGCAUAGAAGCGGCUUCUGCUCGGAAAGAACGAGAGCCAGCUGAAAUGAGCUCAGUGUAGGUUUGUCCGUUUAGUUUCUGUCGUGGUGAUCGGACACCUCCCACAGCGUUCCAGCCCUGUCGUCUCUGAUGUGAUUUAUCGUUUGCGGCGAAAGACACUGCUACCCACGGUCAGCACCACCAGCUGGGAGAAGAGGGGAGAAUACAGUGAAGUAAGAACUGUGAAAUUCACACUGAUGUUCGAAGGAGACUGACAUGGCACGUGGAUCCAACCUGCAGUAUUAUCUUUAACCUGAUCACUCGUUAGCAUGAAAUCCUUAUAACUGUGUGUGUUUUUACUCCACUUGUUCUGUUACUGUCAUCACUGUCUUUCUACCCAUCCUCCUUUUCAACUAAUCUCUUAGUGGCUGUUCAUCCCCGUGGCCACUGUUGGUGCCAAAAAAACAAAACAAAACAAAACAAAAAAAAAUACAACAAGGCUAGCUUAGUUUGUAGAGAUUGACACGUAAUUAAACUGUGAAUAGUGCGUUUCCUAGCAGAAGGCUGGUGGGACAGUGGAGUGGGGAGUAAGUGCAACCCCCCCCCCCCCAAAAAGGAGAUUAUCAUUGCCAGCACCCCUUGACCCUCAAAUGGAUCACUGUAAAUAAUGUACAAGCUCUGGCGCUUUGUUCAGUAUGAGUGUAGUAUUUUUGUGACAUACUAUAAAGCUUCUAGCGGAGAGAAAAACGUUCCUUCGCCCAGAGGGACAGCUCAAAACACGUUGUUUUUAAAAAUUUACUUAUUUAUUUAUUUAUUGGAUUUAUUUAUUGGAUGGCAUAGGCUCCUGUCACUACGGUAACCGUCAUUGUAACCUCGACAAGCACUGCACCCGCACUGUCCGCCACUGUGCAACAAGUGAAAUUUUGAUGAACUCAUCAAGAUCAUUAAAAUAAAUUUUAAAAAAUUACUAAAUGUUAUUUUUUCAUCUAGAGAACAAAUGUGUAUUUAUGUUUAUAGAUAGAAGUUACACAUAUUGAUGAAAUAGUUGUAUAUCAGUUUGAUUGUCCCUCAAAGAUAUAUUGUUGUUUUGCCAAAUUUAGAUACAUUAAAUGUGCCAUAUCAAAGUAUUUUUCAAAGAGACAUAGUGAACAAAAUUCUAGUGAUUAAAUCAGAGAGAACAAAGUGUGCUAAACACUAACACGGAGGUGUCCACACGAAACUAGUACGGUGAUGACACUGUAACUGGAAAGUCGCCCUAUGGAUGAUAAAAGAACAGAUGUUCAGACCUCCACAAAACUACCAACACCCAGCUGUUGAAGGAGGCACAUCAGCUCUUACAGAGGUGAGAGCCUGAACAUCUGUCGACGGAUCGUUUAUAGGGUCUAUGCUGAAUGAAUAGAGGACAAUGGCUUCUGUAGCCAGGAACUUCACGUUGUCCACGAGACUGAACUCUAUGCAGUAGACUCUCCAGUGAGAUUUUAUAUCCUCUAGAUUGGCCAAGAUUUGAGCCACACAUGUCCCUGACUGAAUGACUUGUGAGCAAAUCAUACUUAGGCUUAAAAAGUGCAUCUUGGAAGGAACGUGCAAUAGGUGAAAUCCGGACUCAUGUGAUCAUGUUAUUUAUUUUUUUACACAUAUAUUUUGUAUAUGUAGAUUUCGUAAGUCUUAUAAAACCAAGAAUCAUCUCACUCUGACCAAGGACAGCUGUCACUUUACUUUGAUUAUUUCUGUUUCUUUUCUUAAAGAAACUGUUUUUGGUCAUUUGCACUUGUAGUAAGUACGAAUAUAAACAAAUACGUAUAUAUACAGUCUAUACAAUAUAGGAAAGCAAAACAAAUUAGUUUCUAGAGGUAUUGAAAAACAGUAUUAAAUGUUUUUAGUGUUGCUUGAAUGUCGGACCAUAUGUUGUGAAUGCUGCUAGUAUCAAUAGAUUUAUUUGUACUGUAAAUAGAGAUGACUAAAGUGAAAAGGGUAUAGACAUACAUAUCAGUGGUGGUGAUUAUCUAACAAGACGAGGCUGUACCUGUAAAAAUUUGGCCUGUGAUCUCUGGACAGGGUUAGCUUUCUGUUUUAUUAGAAAACUAUACUGAACACCUUGAUGCAAUAUUACAACUGAGGGCAAAUCCUUCACCCUUUUAUUCUCUUUUUAAAAAGAAACGCUCUCGUGAUUAGUAUCAUCUUUAGUCCCAUGAGAAAAGAGAAGCCAAUUUUACAAUAACAGAUAGUUAAUUUACAUAGUUUGCUUGAAGAAAAUGCCAAAAUGGGUUUAAAUAUGAAUAUUUCUGGUUUAUCUGCUAAAUCUUACUGUUUGAACAUUUUUAACACACCUACCUUUGACACCUGUGAUACUUACCGAAGCGGCCCCGCCUAGUUUUCAAAGAUUCUGGGGUGCCAAGUCGUGAGGACUUUCUUUAUCAAGCUUGCCACACUUAACUCUGAGAGAGAAAGGGGUUGUUUAACGCUCAUGCAAGUUUUUGAAGAACAUGGCUGUUUUGGGACUGUCUCCACAACAUUGCCUGCAUCAACUGAGCCUUUUAAAUUUAUUCAAAAGAAAAGAUAUCAGAUGUUUAUUGGAGAAGUUUAUUGGAAAUGAAUUUUAUUUAUUGAACUAUAAAUGUUUUAUAAUUGCUGUUUGCAUGGUACUAUGUGGCAAUAUUUGUUUUAGUGGUUUCUAUAGUGACGACUUACGUGUUCAAGGUGCCGAGCGGGGAGGAAGGAUGUCAAAUGUUCUCACUGAGUUACGCAUCUUGAGAACUCGGGAGCAUUGGCCAGACAGUCGGCGACAUGGCCAGACCUUGAAAACAAGUCUUUUUGAAAAAAGAAAAAGGAGAAAAAAAAGUAUGAGUUCACUAUAUUGUUACUUGUUAUAUUUCAAUCUCGCUCAAGUAGUCUUAUGUAACGUAAUAGGAGAUUUUGAGUUUGCGAUUGAAUGGGCCUUAAGAAUGGUCAUCUCACCCUUGUAAAUAUAUAUCACCUAAGUCAGAGACACUGUAACCUACUAGUGUUGUCUUUUGUUGUACACUGUUCUAUCACUGUGGACAAAAGUCUUAGAGUUUUGUAAGAUUAUGUGCAAUAUUGUUCUCACACUGGUAACUUUUCAUUUUGUCAGUUAUGUUUUUGGUUUUUUUUUUGUAUUUUCUAUAAACUACUGGAGGUGUCAGCACUCACUUAUUUCAUCAGAAUGUUUGUCACCAGGUCUUAUGGACCAUAAAGAUCUGAAGUGUUCAUCCCAACUGUGGCCGAGACAGCGAAGCACUUUACACUAAGGGGGGCACUCUAUGACAGGAUCAGUCUGCAGGCGCGGGGGGGUUGAACGAGGGCCAGCCUGCUCUGUACAGACUCUAUCCCACAGUGGUCUCUGGUGGCGCACGAGUGUAUUGCAGCCAGCUGUGGAGGUCUGACAGCUCAGACUAUAAAAUAAGAUCACAUCCCAUCACCCGCUGCAGCUUUGAGGUGCAGUAACCCAGAGACCUACCUGCUGAUUUUGUUUACAUCCCACCAUCGGAGCAUUUUCUUUACAUUUUAGCAUGGUUCACAGUCAUUCUUUUCUCUUGCCAAACUUCUUUAAAAGAAUAAUCGUAACUGUUAAAUUGAUAGUGCUUGUCACUCAAUCUGUGAGGUGAGCCUUCCCAGAAUCCCCACCCCGUCUGCCCCAGAUUGCCCUGGCCUCCCCCAUCCCAGCCACUAAAUCCACCCCAGCUCUGUAUUUUAAAUGUGAUUGCAGUGUAAUUCUGAAAAAAAUGAUCAAAGAAUAUAAAACUCGCGCUUCCAAUUCUGGCAGUGGCUCCGCUUGGACAUCACGAGAUAGUCCACUCAGAAACCAGCAUGUCCCUCUCCCCCUUGCUGAUCCAUGAUUUAGAUCAGAUCCUUCGCCUGCACAACUGUAGCAUGAGACAAAACUUGCCGGUGAUCAAUACUCAGUCUCCAUCCUUAAAUGGAUAUUAAGGGCUCUGAAACACAUCUGUUACCGGGUUGAGGAGGCUGUCCUUUAAGACACCAACAGAGGAAAAUAGAAAACAAAUCCCAGAUUAUUGCAGAGAGGACACACAGUCUGCGGCUGAGAUAAGAUUGUACCCUUCAGCAUCCUCACGGACGCAUCAGCCAGAGGUGCCUGAUGCUGGAGGUAAAACAACAGCUGCACGUACACUUCACACUGUCGAUCUCUCUGGGAGUCAGAUGAGAAAAGCUCAAGUGGCUAUCCGCGCCGUGCAAGCAGAGCCCUGUUCCAGUAAUGUUGUGUAACUGAAGUGCAUGCAUGCAAUUACCCUGAACGAGGUGUAUUGAAAAUACUUUGGGUGUUCGUGGUAUAAAAGUAUUUUGUUUAUAUCAGUUGCAAACUUUUCUUUGUAGUAGUUUUUUUUCUUUUUCUCUUUCCUUAGGUCUUGCCAAUCAUUGCAUCCAAGAUUAUCCAAGAUUAUUGUUAUUAUAGUACAAGAUUCUAUUUUCUAUGGUGGAUUUGUUGGCAAGGCCCUCUCAUUGUGUCAAAUGUUAUCUGCAGAUAAACUGAGUACCAAAGUAUAUUUCAGUUAACCACAUAAAUGACAUGUAUGUGUGCGCUCCAGUGAAUAGGACCAGUAAAUACCUUCUUACAAAAAUCUGUGGCAAGAAUCAGUUAAUAAAAAUAUUUAUUCGAAAAGGAUAAAACUAACUUGAACCAAAGUCUUAGAAGAGAUGCCUGCAAAUCUACAAUUUGCUGGUGCUUGCAUGAAAAGGCAGUGCAAAACUGGCAAAAACAAUUUGCCUCUAUUCAAUCACCAACUAUGAUUAAAUAUACAUAUAUAUAUUAUAACUGCAUAUUAAAUAUAAACAUUUCCAAUCACCAAAAUUGAAUGGGGUUUUUUGUUUUUUAAUCUAAUCAUCCAGACAGCCUUUAAAGGAAAAGCUUGACAUUUUGAGAAAUCCGCUGCUAUUGGCUUUCUUGCCAAGAGUUAGCACAAAGCCUGGAAACGAGGGGAAACGCCUAGCACUGUUAAAGGGGUAGUAUAAUCCACCUAUCAGCAUCUCUACAGCUCACUGACCAGCACGGUUCGUCUGCUUUGUUCGACUUGUACAAAAAACCGAAAUGUACAAACGGCACAGCUGCUCUGUGGACUAUAUCUUGGCUGGUAGCCGUUGCCAGGCAACAAGUGGAUGCUCCAGGUACAUGACCACUCCCAGAACAGCGAUUAAAACGUUUAUACACUGAGGUUUUUGGACGGCUUAAAUAAAAAUACACGAACUUUAGCAGUAGAGAGCUUCAUAUUUAACUGACUGAUAUGAGAAGAUCCAUACCAGCCCUAACUCUUGGAAAUAUGCACAUUUCCCAAAAUGUCUUUUCCUUUAAAACCUUAUGGCCUUUGAAAAUCCGGUAUUUUUAUUUAAUAACCGGUUCCUCCCCUCGGAGGAACCUUGUCACGGUCCAGGUUGGUUUUUAAUUCACUGGAGUGAUGGGAAACUUUUGUAUGGAUGCUUUAAAAAUGUCAUGGAUGUAGACAUAAAUGAUAUACACAGAAAGACAUGCGUAUCAGAACGUCUCUAAAAUGAAAAUGACCCCCCCCCAUUACUCUCUUGAUACUGUACCUAGUCUUAUGGUUAAGCCGUAGUGUUUUUUUUUUUCCCCCGUUCUGUGGGAAUGGGUGUGUGUGUGUGUGUACAUGUGCACUUGUAACUGCUGGGGGCGAGGGUGGUUGUGGGCAAGGGUGGGAGGGGGCUACAUGUAAAUAAAUCAAGUACAGUUAGUGUGGAGGUGUUUAUUUUUUGUGUCAGUGUAAGUUAAAUAUUCUAAAAUAAAACGUAUUAUUCUCUAUUGUGUUUCAUGGUACAUUCAAAAGAGGAAGAAGUAGUUUUAUCUUACAUUUCAAAUGCUUAUAUCUCUAUGGCUUCUGGCGAUACCCGUUCCAUUUUAUAGAUUUGUCAGCACAAAAUGCAAUAAACCAAUACCAUUUUAUUACAGCAAUUGUGU
Molecule: messenger RNA, 10223 nt
Organism: Xiphias gladius (swordfish)
Lineage: Eukaryota; Metazoa; Chordata; Actinopteri; Istiophoriformes; Xiphiidae
Gene: slc12a5a
Product: solute carrier family 12 member 5a
Exons: 26
Coding region: 122-3781 (1219 amino acids)
Biological process (GO): chloride transmembrane transport; chloride ion homeostasis; cell volume homeostasis
Cellular component (GO): membrane
Molecular function (GO): potassium:chloride symporter activity
Source: RefSeq, a predicted model, not a curated record